Messenger RNA from Periophthalmus magnuspinnatus, 1533 nucleotides. It is a transcript of the gene cyp19a1a, whose product is annotated as aromatase. The record is from RefSeq and is a predicted model, not a curated record. Lineage: Eukaryota; Metazoa; Chordata; Actinopteri; Gobiiformes; Gobiidae. Bases 1 to 1533 code for a protein of 510 amino acids. The transcript is spliced from 9 exons. Gene Ontology annotation, molecular function: oxidoreductase activity, acting on paired donors, with incorporation or reduction of molecular oxygen; iron ion binding; heme binding.
AUGGGCCAGGGAAACGUCAUGACAGACUACACAUCCCACAAUGCCACGGGGUUGCUGUCUCCGAGAGUCUCCGUGGCAACCAGGACCCUCGCUGUGCUGGUGUGCGUGCUGCUGGUCGCCUGGAGUCACAGUGAAAAGAAGAGGAAGUCAUCUGUGCCAGGUCCCUUGUUCCUCCUGGGUUUGGGGCCGUUCCUGACAUACCUCAGAUUCAUUUGGACCGGUAUCGGCACGGCCAGUAACUACUACAACCUAAAGUAUGGAGACAUGGUGCGAGUCUGGAUUAAUGGAGAGGAGACCCUGGUCCUGAGCAGAUCGUCCGCUGUUCGUCACGUUCUUCGGAGUUCAAACUACACGUCUCGUUUUGGGAGCCGACUCGGGCUGAGCUGCCUCGGGAUGCACGAGAGAGGAAUUAUUUUUAACAACAACGUGGAUCUCUGGAAGAAGAUACGGGGUUAUUUCAGCAAAGCCCUGACCGGCCCUGGUGUGCAGCACACGGUGGACAUCUGUGUCUCGUCCACUCAGACUCACCUGGAUGAGCUAAAAGUCGUGACCUCUGACCCUCAGGCUCCGCUGGGGCAAGUGGACAUCAUGUGUCUGCUGCGCGGGAUUGUGGUCGACAUCUCCAACAGACUGUUCCUGGAUGUACCUGUCAAUGAGAAGGAGCUGCUACAGAAAAUCCACAAGUAUUUCGAGACGUGGCAGACAGUGCUGAUCAAACCCGACAUUUACUUCAGACUGGACUGGAUCCACAAGAAGCACAAGUCUGCAGCUCAGGAGCUGCAGGACGCCAUCGAGGAGCUGGUCCAACUGAAGCGCCGAGCCAUGGAGCAGGCGGAUAAACUGGACCAUAUCAACUUCACUGCAGACCUCAUCUUUGCACAGAACCACGGGGAGCUGUCUGCUGAUAAUGUGAGACAGUGUGUUUUGGAGAUGGUCAUUGCGGCUCCAGACACUCUCUCCAUCAGCCUGUUCUUUAUGCUGCUGCUUCUCAAACAGCACCCCCUAGUGGAGCUGCGGCUGCUGCAGGAAGUAGAUACUGUCAUAGGUGAGAGGCAGCUGCAGAACUCAGACCUGCCCAAGAUGCAGGUGAUGGAGAGCUUCAUAAACGAGUGCCUGAGAUAUCACCCCGUUGUGGACUUCUCCAUGAGGCGGGCGCUGGCUGAUGAUGUCAUUGACGGCUACAACGUGCCGAAAGGGACAAACAUCAUCGUGAACACGGGACGCAUGCACCGGACAGAGUUCUUUAAACACCCCCAUGAAUUUAACCUGGACAACUUUGAGAAAAAUACCCCUCGCCGAUACUUCCAACCCUUCGGCUCGGGACCGCGCUCCUGUGUGGGGAAACACGUUGCCAUGGUGAUGAUGAAGUCGGUCCUGGUGACGCUCCUGUCGCAGUACUCUAUCUGUCCACACGAGGGGCUCACUCUGGACCUCCUGCCCCAGACUAACGACCUGUCCCAGCAGCCCGUGGAGCAGGUCCCCCUAACCGUGAGCUUCUUGCCCCGAAACAGAGCCGUAACUCAGGCAACCUGA